AGCGUAUGAAUGUCACUCGACUAAUUACAUUCUGUUUGGAACUCGAGUUCAAUAUAUAAAAAAGUGCUAUAGCUCAAGAUUUAUUGUGCACUGUUUUUGUGUACUUUAAUUUGUGCACAAAUUAAACACGGUUGUGUUACGGAUUUUCAACACCAUUCAUGACGAGAUUAAUAGUGUACACAUUACUUCUUAGCAGAAAACACGUUUUGGUCUUAUAUGUGCUACUUUAAAAAGAAAGUUUUCAUGAAUGGUGUUUAAACAAACUCAUUGUUAGAGACAAUUUAACUGAAAUGGGAUCAUUUAUAAGAGAUAAUUGAAAUUAGCAUAUCUUUUAUAUGUCAUAACAAUAUCCUAAGUGGACUUUGAACUAUUUUAGUAUACCUUUGUCUUUAAGAUGCACUGUUACUCCCAAAUAAGCAGUACCACAAUUAAUACUUCUUGUAUACCGAACACGAUGAAUAUAUAUCGAAAACAAUUGUUCACAUGAAAGAAACCGUGUUUAAUUAAAGAGAAAGGUGCAGAAAAUACGGUAUUUCUACCUUCUGAGAAGACAGUUGAUCACGGCCUCAAUGACACUGGUGAUUGUAUGGGGUUUGUCGAUCGCUACUUCGGUUGUCUUCGCACAAGAGGGAAUCUGCAAAUUACAAGAAUAUCCGCGCCCCGCAGACUACACAGGAGACAAAUAUGAAACUGAAGUUUUCCAAACAAACAACAACAUCACUUUUUGCGACCAACAAGCCUGUCGUGGUAUAAGCAAUGAAGAGCUAAACGCAUGCAAUGACGGUUCCUUCCCGAGUUUUGACGAGUACCUUCGCCUUCUAAAGUAUACAUUAAAGUCAAAGUCGGACUGUAAACUUACCGGUGAUCCGGAUGCCUGCCAGGCUGUUGACGCAAACGGAAAUCCAGCUCAUGAUGGGGACAAAUGCUGCAGAACGUACUUUGGCGUCGUUCCUCCCGGUUCUACAAACCGUUUUCGUCGAAAUGCGCUUGGAAACUGGUGUUUUAUCACACAGACGUUUUCUAUUGGAGAAUGUAGAGAUUCAUCUCAAGGACGAUGCAGAGUUUGCCAAAACCAGACAUCACUACAAUACUUGGACGCUUAUUGUGGAAAUGUAACCUCAUCAUUCUUCUUUUUUGAAAUUAAUACAUACUGCUCUUGUCAAAAAACGGAUAAAGAAUUAUUGAACGGCGAAAAUUAUUUUGGACCCCAAUAAUAUGGCAGUUAUGACUAUUACCAUUGCUUGUGUUAGUAUUCUAAGUAGCCUGAUUUGAACGUUAUACUUGGCUUUGUCAUGUGCCAUCUGUAUGGCCACACGCAUUAUAUGCAUACAAAUAAUGAAUGUAAACAUUGCAUAUUGACAUACAAAAAAAGUAAAUAAAUAAGAAAAAUAAUGUAGUAUAAUAAUAUAAAUAUUAUUGUUUUUUAUCUACUGAUGAAGUGUUUAUGAUAUUUUAUAUAAUUCGAUAAACAGUUAAAGAUCUUUACACAUUCUUAGAAAGCCGACCAAGUAUUGGCGCAAUAUAAGAUGUUUGUUUAUGCGUUACAUAAUUGAUCAAUUAUCGUUUCUAUGUUUAAGAGAUUCUUAUAUGAUAGUAUAUAAAUAUCAUAUGGCAGCAUGUUUGACAUUGAUAUUGUUAACCGAGAGCAGACGCCGAGGGUGACAUUCUGAUUUGAGGGUUGACAAUAUAAAUGUCACACAUACUGCCAGAUGAUAUUUAUUUUAUUAUUAUACCGAACAAAAUAAACAACAAACAAUGAUUAAAAUGUUUUUAAUUCAUUUAAUUCAACAAGUUUAACAAGGUAAACAAAAUAUAACAUAUAAAAAUAAUUAUAUCUAGAACAAAAUUCCACUGUUUACUUGCUGACAGUUCUUAUUGUCUGAGAUUUAGCGUAGAUAUUGAAUAGUGACGUCACUGCUGUAUGUGUAUAGGAGGCAUCACGUCAUGAUAUAGCUGAAAUAUUGAACCAGUUAUUUGCCCUUAUAUGACAUUCGUUAUAUCACUGCGGUCACAUGACAUGACAGUGAAUUUUCGCUUGGUCAAGUGUCUAAAAGAUUGAAAAUGUUUCUGAUAAUCAAAAUAUCUCUUUUUCGGGUAAUGGGAUUUUACCAUUGUAGACAAAAGUAAGGUAUAAUAAUGCUUUAUGCUUUUAGUACAUACAGUAUUUUUAUUUUUAGAUUACGUAGUUUUAUAAAGAAGUGAUAUUCAUAUUCUCAAUACCGAGAAUAACAAAAACUACAAUAACGUAUAUUUCUAGUAAUAUUAUUAGAUGCAUAUAUACCAUUCUGGAUUUUUAUAUUAUGAUACUGUUAAUCUAGUAACGUAACAUCAUCAGUCAGUUUGUAGAACAUCCAAGUAUGGUUCAUACCUUUUGAACUAUUUUGUAGAAAAUGUAUAGUAACUGUUGUGUUAUUAGAAAUCGCCACAGUGUGAAUGCGGGUUUGUAGGACCACACUUCAUUGUCUCAAAGUCAAAUACCAUGUCUUGUAAAGAUUCAGUAUUAAGCAAGCAUCACACAUAUCUGUAUAUACAUGUUUAGCGCUUUAAAAAGUUUUCGUAACAAUAUUUUAACAAAGUAAGAGCAGAAGGCAUGUACUUUCAAAUUCAGAUAUGCUACAAUAAUAGGAUUUGUUUUUAGUGUCCACUUAGUUGGCACCUUUUACACAACAAUAAAAUGUGCCCUUUUGUGAUUUCUUCUAUUGUAGAAUGAUUUAAAGUAGCAGGAACUUUUUUUAAACCGUUUGAGAAACAUUUAAACAUUGCCAUGCUUCAAUUUUGCUUGUUUGGGUGAAGCUCAUGUUUCUUGUAUAAUUGUUUGUAUUUGAACAAAGAAUUAAGGAGCAUAAGCUUCACCCAACAAGCCAAAAUUGAAGCAAGUAAUUUGAAAUAUAACUUUUUCUGCUUUCAGGGACUGAAUCUCCUAAAUAAAGUGUAUUUCAGGGGUAGAUGAAUGAGUUAUUGGACAAUAGGGUCACACAUCGAACAAAAUUUAUUUCGUGUUGAAUAAGAAAAUAGUUAUGGAUUCAAUAAUAAAACUUCAUCAAUUGUUCGAAAUAGAGCUUUGUUGUC
This is a messenger RNA of Mya arenaria, 3069 nucleotides long. RefSeq lists its product as uncharacterized. The record is from RefSeq and is a predicted model, not a curated record. The transcript has 5 exons. Lineage: Eukaryota; Metazoa; Mollusca; Bivalvia; Myida; Myidae. Bases 570 to 1214 code for a protein of 214 amino acids.